Messenger RNA from Penicillium brasilianum, 1785 nucleotides. The record is from the annotation of a GenBank genome assembly. Lineage: Eukaryota; Fungi; Ascomycota; Eurotiomycetes; Eurotiales; Aspergillaceae.
AUGUCACCUUCUGUUCUUCACGACGAGACCUUCGAUGAGGAAGUUCCGAUCCUAAUCAUUGGUGGUGGCCCAUCCGGUCUAUUAUUGGCCUUCAUGUUGGAGCAACUCGGCGUUCGAUCACUGAUUGCUGAAAAAUAUGCGACGAGGUUGGCUGCUCCCAAGGCUCACGCCCUGAGCCCUCGGUCACUCGAAAUUUGUCGCCAAUUUGGACUCGACGUGAACGAUAUUCGCAGGGUUGGGACCUCUCGCAGCGAUGCCUAUUGGGUCAACUUCAUCACCAACUUGGCUGGCGAGCACGUCGGCAAAUUGCCCUACGAGCGCAUGGACGCUGAAGUGCUUAAUAGUACCCCUACUAUGAUUCACAAUAUCCCACAGCCUGCUUUUGAAGAGCUAAUUGCCAAGAGGCUAUCUAAGAGCAACCUGGUCGAGAUUCGCAAGAACCACGCAUUUGUCGACUUGAAACAGUUUGACGGCCACGUUAUCACGACAAUCAUGAACCGUGAUUCAAAAGAAGCUACCAAAGUCCGCUCAAAGCAUGUGGUUGCCUGCGACGGCGCAAAGAGCGCUGUGCGCAGCUUCCUUGGCAUCGAAAGUGAGGGCGAGGAUUCUUAUGAAACAAUGAUGACUAUCCACAUCAACGCAGAUCUACAUCCCAUCAUUAAGAAGCAGGUGGGCAUGCUCCAUUGGGUUAUGGACCCUUUGGUAUCUGGAUUUAUAAUCGCCUAUGACUUGGCCGGGAAUCAAGUUCUGAUCUGCAAUUUCGACUCCGGAAAAUGGCCUGUCGAAUCGUGGAAUGAAGAGCACUGCCGCAAGGUCGUCGACGCUGCCAUCGGGGUGAAUGCUAAGUACGAUGUUCUCAGUUUCCAUCCCUGGAUCCUGAGCCGAAAGGUCGCCAAGUCUUACAGCAAUGGACGAGUGUUCCUUGCCGGUGAUGCCGCUCAUUCCUUCCCUCCCACUGGAGGCCUAGGCCUGAACUCUGGGCUUGGUGACGUCCACAACCUGGCUUAUAAGCUAGCCGCGGUGCACCAUGGCUCCGCCAAGGACGCUAUUUUGGAUACAUACCAUGUCGAGCGUCGUCAGGUUGCUCUGGUUAAUUCGAAACAGAGUGUGAAGAACGGAAAGAAGAUUUUUGGUUUGCUGAAGACCCUCGGCACUACUGAUCCUAACAUCGACGUUGCCCGUCACAAUCUAUACCAAACGAUCCAUGAUGAAAAGGCUAGGAUCGAUAUCAACAGGGGCAUUGAAGAUCAACGUGAGCAUUUUGAUAACCUUGGCCUACACAUCGGUUACGUAUAUGGCGACAAGCGCAUCCCAGACAAUGCAUCCGUGUAUGAGCCAAUCUGCGUGCCGGGAGCUCGUCUGCCGCAUGCCUGGAUUAAACUCAUUGAUCUCGAGAAGGUGCAACUUCCUGCGAUUGACUCAUCAUACGUUGGAGGCGAAUCACACAAGGUAGCAGAAAUGACCUUUUCUACACUAGAUCUGUGUCGCUUUGACGCCUUCACUAUCCUAGUUGACAAGAUGUUUUCCUCAAACUUUGAGUCUGCCAUUCAAGAAGCUGUCAAUCAACUUCCUGAAAAAUUGGCAUCUGAAUUAUCGGUGCAAGUUGUUGUUAAAGGUGUCGACUUCUUGCUGCAGCCGGGACAAGAAAAAUGGGAUGAUGUGGUUCCUUUGAAGCAGGGCCUGGCGGUAUUGGUGCGUCCAGAUCAACAUAUCAUAGCCGUGUUGGAUCGGAACACAGGCGCGGCUCAAGUUUUAGAGGUUUUGGGGGGUCAUUUGGGCUGGUAG